AGAUUUGAUCUUUUAAUCUUCGUUGGCCACAAUUAAAACAAACCCGAUCGUGGAGCGCUGCGAUCCCUUUGCAUAAAAACAUAUGGCUUUUGCUAUAAAAAUUAUGACUGCAAAACACUGGGCCAUUAAUAGCGUGCGGAGUGAUUUACGCGUUAUUGUUCUGCCGGGCGGGCACGUGACGCGCGCGGCCAAUGGGGGCGCGGGCGCCGGCAACUUAUUAGGUGACUGUACUUCCCCCUGGUGCUACCAAGUUGUUACAUGAAAUCUGCAGUUUCAUAAUUUCCGCGGGUCGGGCCAGGCCGGCCGGGCGCGGGGCACGGCGAUGGCCACCACCGGGGCCCUAGGCAACUACUACGUGGACUCAUUCCUGCUGGGCGCCGAUGCCGCGGAUGAGCUGGGCGCGGGCCGCUACGCGCCGGGAGCCCUGGGCCAGCCCCCCCGGCAGGCCGCGGCGCUGGCGGAGCACCCCGAUUUCAGCCCGUGCAGCUUCCAGUCCAAGGCGGCGGUGUUUGGCGCCUCGUGGAACCCGGUGCACGCGGCGGGCGCCAAUGCGGUGCCCGCGGCAGUGUAUCACCACCAUCACCACCACCCCUACGUGCACCCCCAGGCGCCCGUGGCGGCGGCGGCGCCGGACGGCAGGUACAUGCGCUCCUGGCUGGAGCCCACGCCCGGCGCGCUGUCCUUCGCGGGCUUGCCCUCCAGCCGGCCUUACGGCAUUAAACCUGAACCGCUGUCGGCCAGAAGGGGUGACUGUCCCACGCUUGACACUCACACUUUGUCCCUGACUGACUAUGCUUGUGGUUCUCCUCCAGUUGAUAGAGAAAAACAGCCCAGCGAAGGCGCCUUCUCCGAAAACAAUCCUGAGAAUGAGAGCGGCGGAGACAAGCCCCCCAUCGAUCCCAGUAACCCGGCUGCCAACUGGCUCCACGCUCGCUCCACGCGGAAGAAGCGCUGCCCCUAUACAAAACACCAAACGCUGGAACUGGAGAAAGAAUUUCUGUUCAACAUGUACCUCACCAGGGACCGCAGGUACGAGGUGGCCCGACUGCUCAACCUCACCGAGAGGCAGGUCAAGAUCUGGUUCCAGAACCGCAGGAUGAAAAUGAAGAAAAUCAACAAGGACCGAGCAAAAGACGAGUGAUGUGUGACUCAAGUUAAUUUGAAAAGAGAGCGAGCUAGAGAAAGAGAACUGCCCGUCCCCUUCUCCUACCCCCACCCCACCCUGGCCUCCAUCACCCUGCAGAAAGCGGCUCUAAACUCCAGGCCUCAUCUCCCCCUGGCAAACCCUGCUUAGGCUGGUUCCUUGGCCUGCCGCUUUGAUGGAGGAGGUAUUGUAAGCUUUCCAUUUUCUAUAAGACAGAAAAAAGGGGGGGCAUUAGCGCUGAUGGCUGUAUGUGCUAGCUUGUAUAUAUAUUUUAAAAAUCUACCUGUUCCUGACUUAAAACAAAUAAACAAACAAAAAAACUACCUUUUUAUAAUGCACAAGUGUUGACGGCGGGCUGUAUAGUGUUUAGUCUGUGUAGUUAAUUUAAUUUGCUCUUUGUGCAGCAGAGCGAUCUGCCCAGAUACUUGAACACUGUGUUUUAUUGUGGUAAUUAUGUUUUGUGACUCAAACUUCUGUGAUGGGUGAUGCACCCGUUGUGAUUGUGAAAGCUAGAAUUCGAUUUGAACUCAGGUUGUUUAUGAGGGGAGAAAGCAGUUGCAUAGGGGUAUAGCUCUGUAGUGGAAUAUGUCUUCUGUAUAACUAGGCUGUUAACCUUUGAUUGUAAACUAGCUGUAAGGAUUUCCCAGUGAAAUAAAAUUUUUUAAAAAAGAAAAGAAAGGUUUCUCCUGGACGCAUAGAUUCAUGGUUUUCUCCAUUUUUGAAAUGCGGACAUUUUAGUCUCUACAUGCUCUAUAGACCUGUCUUGUCCAUUGUAUAUAUAUAAUCCACAUGUUAAAAAGUAAUCAAACAAGUUUGAAUAUUGUUCUUGCACCAAACAGUGAGGAAACUUGGAGCUAUACGUAUGUGCAGAAGGUUACUACCUAUGGUUUACGUUUAAUUUUAAUUGGGGGAAAAUGAAUGCUUAUUGUAAUGGAGUUAAUUUUAUUGAUAAUAAAUUAUACACUAUGAAACCGCCAUUGGGCUACUGUAGAUUUGUAUCCUUGAUGAAUCUGGGGUUUCCAUCAGGCUGAACGUACACUGUAUAUUUUGCAAUAGUUACCUCAAGGCCUACUGACCAAAUUGUGUUGAAAUAUUUAACUUUUUGCCAAAUAAAAUAUUGAUUCUUUUCUAA
Mesoplodon densirostris (Blainville's beaked whale) is the source of this 2276-nucleotide messenger RNA. It is a transcript of the gene HOXA9, whose product is annotated as homeobox A9. Gene Ontology annotation, biological process: proximal/distal pattern formation; regulation of transcription by RNA polymerase II; embryonic skeletal system morphogenesis. NCBI's taxonomy places the organism in Eukaryota, Metazoa, Chordata, Mammalia, Artiodactyla, Ziphiidae. The record is from RefSeq and is a predicted model, not a curated record. Bases 323 to 1141 code for a protein of 272 amino acids. Gene Ontology annotation, molecular function: DNA-binding transcription factor activity, RNA polymerase II-specific; RNA polymerase II cis-regulatory region sequence-specific DNA binding. The transcript is spliced from 2 exons. Gene Ontology annotation, cellular component: nucleus.